Messenger RNA from Cydia fagiglandana, 878 nucleotides. Its product is annotated as aquaporin-like. The coding region runs from base 45 to 878 and encodes 277 amino acids. Gene Ontology annotation, biological process: transmembrane transport. Gene Ontology annotation, molecular function: channel activity. The record is from RefSeq and is a predicted model, not a curated record. Gene Ontology annotation, cellular component: plasma membrane. NCBI's taxonomy places the organism in Eukaryota, Metazoa, Arthropoda, Insecta, Lepidoptera, Tortricidae. The transcript has 6 exons.
ACUGUAAAGUGACAGUGGAAACCGAACAGAUAGAAACGGAAAUCAUGUCUCCGUCAUCACAACAGGUCUCCGCACCGCGACGUACCAAAAGCCGCUGUAGUUGUGGACUCGACUACACAGCGCGUGGCGUGCUUCUAGCAGAGUGGGCGGGCACCACACUGCUGGUGUUCUUGAGCUGUCUGCCAGCAUGCGCCGGCGCGCCGCAGUAUGCGUGCGCAGGCGCCGCGGGUCUCGCUGUUGCGCUCCUAGUUCAGUGCUUCGACCACAUAUCCGGCGCCAUGUUCAAUCCAACCGUUCUCCUAGCGGCAAUGCUAGCGCGGCGCGUGGCGCCCGGGCUGGGCGCCGGCAUGUUCGGCGCCCAGCUGCUGGGCGCCGCGACGGGCACCGGUCUGCUGCGGCUGCUGGCGCCCGGGUCUGACGCCGCUGAUUUGUGUCUGACAUUGCCCGUGGAUACCUUAUCGGUGUACAAGGCGGUGUGCAUUGAGGCCGUCCUGGGAGGGCUAUUGGCGCUAGCCAACAUGGCGUCAUGGGACCCUCGAAAUCGACUGCUAGCCGACUCCUGGCCGCUACGAAUAGGUCUGAGUGUUGCGGGCCUAUCUAUAAUCGCGGGUCCGCUGACUGGUGCGAGCAUGAACGCAGCACGCAGUUUUGGGCCUGCGCUGUGGAGCGGCCACUGGGAGCACCAUUGGAUAUACUGGGUGGGUCCCCUAAGCGGCUCACUUCUGUGCACACUCCUCUACCGCCGCAUAUGGGCGGUCGACGGAAUGCCGCCGGCGCGCGCGGCGCCCGACGUCACCGCAGCGUUGCCGCUGCGGCGCGAGCGCGGAUCACUCGAUCCUGCAGUGGAGCCCCAUAAGAAGACCCAUUAUUCUGUGUAA